This is a messenger RNA of Coccidioides immitis RS, 2037 nucleotides long. RefSeq names its product GABA permease. Bases 357 to 1934 code for a protein of 525 amino acids. Gene Ontology annotation, cellular component: membrane. Lineage: Eukaryota; Fungi; Ascomycota; Eurotiomycetes; Onygenales; Onygenaceae. Gene Ontology annotation, biological process: transmembrane transport. The record is from RefSeq and is a predicted model, not a curated record. The transcript has 8 exons. Gene Ontology annotation, molecular function: transmembrane transporter activity.
CUUUGUCAACACAACUUUUCCGCUUCCUCAUAUCUGACCUAAUUCAAUUGGUCGAGCAGUGCAUCUCAAGCCAAACAAAUUCAGGUGGAUCAUCGAUGGAGUACCUGCCUGCUUUUAAACUUCAGACUGUCCCUAUCUAUGAUAUGCGGACCACGUCCUCUACACUAUGGUUAACUUUCACCAAUUAUGUCGACCAUGCUUCUGGGUCACCUAGAAAAGCUAUCUGCGCUGUCCCCGCAUAUCCUUCCUCCUCAAAAAGCCUCCGUCCGCCCUGAAAAUGGCAAGGUCCUUCUACUCUCCUUGUUGCCAGCUAUUCUGCGAUUCCUGGCUUUGAACCCCGAAAACAGUUUUCAACAAUGCCAACAGAUCAAGAGAUUAAGGCCGGUUUGGCCUCCGAGCCUGUAGCUCAAAUCAUGGAAAAGGAGGACGUUGUGGAUGCGGAUGUUCUGGCUGCUAUGGGAUACAAGGAGGAACUCCGACGACGUUACUCGACAAUUCAGGUCUUUGCGAUUGCGUUUAGCAUCAUGGGCCUGCUUCCUUCAAUUGCAUCAACGUUAUCAUUUUCGGUUCCAGGGGGACCGGCCGCUAUGGUUUGGGGCUGGUUUAUGGCGAGCGGGUUCAUCUUCAUUGUCGGCCUUGCUAUGGCUGAUCUUGGGUCGGCUCUGCCUACGUCAGGGGGCCUUUAUUGGUGGACACACUAUUUUGCAGCUGACAAGUGGAAAAAUCCGCUUAGCUUCCUAGUUGGCUAUAGCAACACUAUUGGCCUUAUUGGAGGAAUCUGCUCGAUUAACUAUGGAUUUGCACGGAUGCUCUUGUCACUUGUUUCGCUUGGAGGUGAUGGCACUUGGACUCCAUCAACCUAUGCAGUAUAUGGCACGUUCGUUGCAACUGCAAUCGUCCACGGUAUCUUUGCCACCUUUGCGGCUGGGAUUAUGCAUCGAAUUCAGUCCGUGUGCAUCAUGGCCAAUGUCGGAUUAGUAUUGGCCACCGCGAUCGCGUUGCCCAUUGGGAAGUCAAGGACGGCCGAAGGUAUUAACUCUGGAGCUUAUGUUUUUACACACGUGGAAAAUCUUACCACAUGGCCAACGGGUUGGGCAUUCAUGCUCGCUUGGCUUUCCCCCAUCUGGACAAUCGGAGCGUUUGAUUCAUGCGUGCAUAUGAGCGAAGAAGCGACCAAUGCUGCCAAGGCAGUGCCUUAUGGAAUUCUCGGCUCUAUUGGUGCUUGCUGGUCUCUUGGCUUCCUGUCCCUGUGUAUCAUCGCUGCUUGCAUGAAUAAAGACCUUGCAUCUAUUUUGAAUUCCCCAUUCGGCCAACCAAUGACCCAGGUUUAUUAUGAUGCCUUGGGCAAAAACGGGGCAUUGGGAUUUAUGACUGUGGUAACCGUGGUGCAAUUCUUUAUGGGUCUGAGUAUUCUUAUUUCGGCAUCUCGACAAAGCUGGGCCUUUUCUCGAGACGGAGCCCUGCCAUUUUCCAGUUUCUGGAGAGUUGUGAGCAAGCGAAUCAGGUACCAGCCUAUACGCGCAGUUUGGGGUUGUGUCGGGGGCUCGAUCAUCAUUGGGCUGUUGUGCUUGAUUAACCCUGCCGCCGCCAACGCGUUGUUCUCGCUGUGCGUCGCUGGUAAUGACCUGGCAUGGGCUAUUCCCAUUUUUUGCAGAAUCUUCUGGGGUCAGGAUAAAUUCAGACCCGGAGCAUUUUAUACCGGACGCUUUAGCAAGGCGAUUGCCAUCACUGCGUUGGUGUAUCUUUCUUUCUCGAUCACCCUCUCCAUGUUCCCUACUCUUGGGCCAAACCCUUCAGCUACGGAUAUGAAUUAUACAGUUGUGAUCAAUGUCGCCCUGUGGGGAUCCUCGCUUACCUAUUACUUCGUCUCGGCGAGAAAAUGGUACAAAGGACCAAAAGCCACGUUGGACGACCCUAUGGCAGUUGACAGCUAGUUCGAUUAGGCCUUUUACACCUGUUGCACUUUUUUCUUGAGCAGGUUCUCUGUACAUCUUGAAAUAGAAUUUGAUGUCCCGCUAGGGACACCUGUCAGCUCUG